Molecule: messenger RNA, 1019 nt
Organism: Actinia tenebrosa (Australian red waratah sea anemone)
Lineage: Eukaryota; Metazoa; Cnidaria; Anthozoa; Actiniaria; Actiniidae
Source: RefSeq, a predicted model, not a curated record
ACAAGCUAGAAAGAAAACAAUUGGAUUUUGAUAAGAACAAUAAUUAUACUAGAUAAUCACUUCGGCACACAGCAUUCAUAGGUAUAUAAUGCAGGCAGCUGAGGGCGUAGCCGUGAGCUGCGUGCCUCAGUAAUUAGGGACCUUAAGCAUCUAGGACGUUGACGUCCAGGACGUGAACCGGAAGUAAUAAUCUGCGCCUGCGUGUACUGCGCAUGUGCUAAAGCCACCGUCAUGAAGCUGAAAACGCUGUCCUGAACGUGAAUUUUACCCGGUUCAAGUGCUGAAGAGAACUUUGUAAAUACUUUCCCUAAACGUUGACAAUGAGUCCAUUCCAAUUUAUUCCAGACGCUCAAUCAAAGACUCCGAGCAAAAUGGAGUGGAAUGAGGAAAAAAACAUCUUAUUGAUCAGAGAAGUUCUAAAUGUGGAGCCAUACAAUGCAAAGGAAAGGACAACACAAAGGGCUCAGCUAUGGCAACAAGUUGCAGACAAUCUGAACAACCAUCACAGCCCAAAAUUUAAGGUGGAUAAGAGAGCAGUGAGAGACCACUUGAACAUGAUAAUUGAAAAGUUCAAGAAAAAGAUGAAGAAUGAGGAAAGUACCAGUGGCAUUAGUCCAGAACUGACUGAACUAGAUGCUCUACUUGAGGAAGUCAUUGGACGUAUUGAGGUAGCAAAUGAAGUGGUUCAGGUAGAAAAAGAUAAAACCAAGGAAAAAAUGGAGAAAGAAAAAAAAGAAGCAGAAGAUGUAAGGCUUAAGGCAAUGGAGAAGCUAGCUGAGCUGAGACUAAGAAAAAAAGUGGGGAUGAAGAACCAAAAAAGAAAAUCAGUAAACGGAGAAGAUCAAAUGGAACUGAUACUGUAAAUUACCUGUGAGAGAGAGCAGAAAUAGAGCAGCAAUACAGAGAACAAGAGCUAGAGAUAAAAAACAAGCAACUGGAAAGCAGCGUGCAACAUAAAGUGCAGUCAGAUCAACAACACAAGGAAUUUAUCCAGCUAGUCUUAAGUCAACAGCAGCAGC